Molecule: messenger RNA, 3775 nt
Organism: Ctenopharyngodon idella (grass carp)
Lineage: Eukaryota; Metazoa; Chordata; Actinopteri; Cypriniformes; Xenocyprididae
Gene: exd3
Product: exonuclease 3'-5' domain containing 3
Exons: 20
Coding region: 138-2747 (869 amino acids)
Biological process (GO): nucleobase-containing compound metabolic process
Molecular function (GO): nucleic acid binding; 3'-5' exonuclease activity
Source: RefSeq, a predicted model, not a curated record
AUAAACCUUCCUCGCAUUUAAUGGUUCCGCCCGGAUAUAUGGAAAGAUUUAUCCAGCAUACAGUUUCCUUGGUGGUUGACAGCAACAUUAUUUAAAGGGUGUGGAAGCGUUAAGACAGCGCCACCAGGUGUAUAAGAAUGAGCCUGGUAGGACAAUCAAAAGGUGUUGACCUGGCUGCCCUGCAGGAUCACCUCUGCGGCCUGUGGAACAGGAAAGAGCAGGAGGAGCUGCGGCAGGUUUUAGCAGGCAGUUUCUCGCAGAUGCAGGAGCCCUUGGCUGGUCUGCUAGACUUCCUGGAGGGCUGCGUUACCGUCCAAAAGGGCAAGACCACCACCCUGAACCAGUUCAUUCUCACAGAGUUUAUGCGCUGGAGGACCAAUAAUCCUCAGGCCAGUCUGAAUGGCCUGAGGGAAGAAGAGAAACUGCGUUUACAGCAACAAGCCCUGGGGCUCCUCACAGACUCUCAUCCUGGGUACAUGGACCCCCUGCUGGAGAUUUAUCAGCUGAGCACACUGAAAAGACCACUGCUGCUAGAACAUGUGGCCUUCCUGCAUGACUGCCGCUGCUUCAAAGAGGCGUUGGUGUUCAGUGUUAAAGUAGAAAUCCAGAAAGAUCUGGACAUGGAGAAGAUGUGUGUGCCCGUCAUUCUCCUGGACAAGCUGUCGCUGGCGGAGCUGUAUGUGCGUGACCAUCCUGACCUGCAGCAGCGGCUGGUCACACUGCUGGACUCCUGGUGUGAUCCCAACUUUAACAUCCAGGCCCUGCUCAGUCAGUACCCACACCUGGUUCUCUCAAAACAUCAGAUGGACCAGAUUCAGCCCAAGCUGCUCAGUAAGCAUGUCUUCAGACUCAUGGAGAAAUUCUGCAUUGACCCAGGUUUGUGCUCUAAUUCUGUUUACAAGAGGAAGCUGGACUCACUGAGGUUUCUCAUGUACAAAACUUUUGGCGAGAAAAGUAUGUCUGAAGAGAACUGGAGAGACCAUGUUCAGGCCAUGAUUGAAGGUAAUCUAGAGCUCCAGGUUCAGUUGGUACAGCUGUUGGUUAAACACUGUAGCCUCCAGGCUGCUGCUCAGUGGGCUGCACAUUACAGCUUACCCAGAAACAGGCUUCCCAUAGGAGUCUGGGACAAAAUUCAGAGCCUUUCCCCAAAGCAGCUAGAGAUGUGUGCUGUAAGCGGCCCACCUGAGUCCUGGACACCCCUUCAGUCUGAUCAGCAAAAAUACUACCAGCUGCCUCUGGCCAGAGAAAACGUCCACUUUGUAGAGACAUUAGAUAAAGUUGAGCAGUGCAGAGAAGCUGUUUUAAAGCCUGGUUGUGUGGUGGGAAUUGACAUGGAAUGGAGAGCCGGUUUUGGCACUGUGUCACCUCAACGUGUGGCUCUGAUCCAGUUGGCCCUACAGGAACAGGUGUUUCUGCUGGACCUUUGUGCUCAUGCCAUUAGCCACCACAGCAUCACAGUGGACUUCAUCAGGACUCUGCUAUCAGACAAGAACAUCAUCAAACUAGGUUAUGGGAUGUCUGGAGACUUGCGGAGUCUGGUCAGCACAUGGCCUGAGCUCAGGGAGGAGCCAAUGAAAAUGGAAGGAGUUCUGGACCUGCUUCACGUCCAUCAGGAGCUUCAGCGUUGCUGGUUGGGGAACAAAGUAUGUCGGUCAGUGGAAGUAAGUGAGGGACCGGCUGAGAAGGGCCUGAGUCUGCUAGUACAGCAGGUAUUGGGAAAACCACUGAACAAAUCUGAGCAACUCUCCAACUGGGAACGCCGGCCACUCCGGACCAGCCAACUCUGCUAUGCUGCCGCUGAUGCAUACUGCCUGCUGGAUGUCUACCUUGUCCUCUCCCGGGAUCCGAAGGCAUUUGGUUUGCCAGAGGACCUCUGCUCCAUUCCCUCCCAACCGGCCAGGAAACGUGAGGAGAAGAAACCCAAAGAGAAGAACAAGCAGUCUAAAAGAAGAGAGACUCGGCAGAAGGCGAACGAGCCCCACUCUGUGGAGAAGGACUGUAUUAAGGAUUCAGAGUACCAAGGGCCCACAAUCACGCCGCCAGAGCUACGAGUGGUCUGUGAUAACAUGCUGCAGGGUCUGGGUCGUUUUUUGCGAUGUCUGGGGGUGGACGUCAAGAUGCUGGAAAACACGGAUGACCAUAAAGUAGCAGCGGAGCUGGCCCGCGCUGAAGGUCGUGUCAUCCUCACCGCAGGUCAGCCCUACCAAACAUUACGGUCACAGGUCGGAGAGGGCCGCUGCCUGAUUUUGGACUGCUCAGAAAAGGCACGUGACCAGGCCGUGCACGUUCUCAGACAUUUCCAUGUCCAUCUAACCCCUGCAGACAUCUUCAGUCGAUGCCAGGCUUGCAACUGUAAUGAGUACUUCAAGCUGUCCAGAGAGGAUAUGACACGCAUGAUGAAAGAGAGAGGUCUUCUUCAAGACAUCGUAUCUAAGCGGGAUGACUGCGAACCGCAGGAUGAAACACAAGAAGAUUACAAUAGCUGGAGGCCCCCAGAGGGCCCAGAGUUCACCCCUCAUUGCCGCUGGGCCCCACUCACUGCCCUGGACCCCCAGACCUUCAAAUUCCCCAGUGGGGCCGAAGUUCAGCUCGAGACGGUGCCCCCAGGCCUCCUUCCCCGGAUUCCAGUUUACUUCAUCUGCACUGGCUGUGGAAAGGUGUUCUGGGAGGGGACCCACUAUGACCGGGUGCUGUCGCAGUUCCAAAAGGUCCUACAUGUCAGUAAAGACCUGGCAACAAAAGCAUGAGAUCGACCAGGAGAGAUUCCAGAUGUAACAAACUCUUGCUCUUGCUGUUGUUUUGCAACUUUUUUUUUUUUUUUUUUUUUUUUUCCCCCAUACCUCAGAUUUUUAAAAAUUAUUUUUAUGGUGGUAUUUUUAUUUGCUACACUGUGUCAUGAUAACUGUGCAAAAGCAUCAUCAAUUAAAUGUUUUGGAAGGUUUCAUUUUGUGUUUUUCACUGUAAAACAAAAUUAACUAUUAAAUGAUGCUGUGCACAUUUGUUUUACAUGAUAUAAUAAUUGACUUAAUGUCAUAAAAUGUUUACAAACCUCCUAAAAUUGCUCAUAAAAUAUGUGUUUUUAUUAACACUAUUCAUCACAAAUUGAUACAAAAACAUGGUUAUUGUAUUGUUGGAUUCAGCCAAAAAAAUGACACAAGAUCUUGUUUAGCCACUUUAAAAGCUUUUUUAGAUCUAAAUUUGUUUUACACAUUAUAUCUUUAAUGCCAUAAAAUGUUUACAAACCUCCUAAGUUCAUAAAAUGUGUUAAGGGUUUUUAAUAAUACUUUAUAAAAAGAUUCAUCACAAAUUGUAAUUUGAUUUUCGUUGGAUUAACCCCUUCAGAACGACACGACAUUUAAUUUUUUGCAAAAAAUCUUGUUCAGCCAUUUUUACUGUUUUUUUUGUUUGUUUUUUUUCUUUAAAAAAAGCUUAAGGUCUCUCAAAAUAUUUUGCAUGUUAUCUCUCUUGCAGUUAUCUCUGACCCCCCCCCCCCCCCCCCAAAAAAGUGACUUGACUUUUUUCUUUUUUUUCUUUUCUUUUUUAAGAUUGGACAUUGUUUAUGUUUAGUCUUUAAGUCAUAUCUCCAUUUGUAAAUCUGUCAAAACUACAAAAAAUAUGCCUGGGUUCCCCAAAGACAGCGCUGCUGAAAUCAUGCCAGACGCUGUGUUCCUUCCAAGUUUUUGAGGACGAUUUGCAAGUUCAUAACAGGAUGGGCCACAUACAGUUAGUCCUUCAUGCUGCCCUUCCAAGUUCAAUAAAGUCGCACUCAAACAGA